AUAAUACAUAACUAGUAGCCUUGAAAAGAUUAUAAAUUGACAUAAAAGUCAGAUUUACAUUUACCAAUUAUCACGAAAUUCACACCAGACUCUUAUGCCCACAACCAAGUUAAAAUUCUUCGUAUUGAAAUUGAACUUAAGACGAAUAAAAGAACCUUAUUUUCAGUUGCACUGAAUCGAAUGUGCCACUUUAAACCGACCACUAGCCUCGAAAAUUGCGAAUAAAUCAGCCAUCUAAAGCAAAAGCUUACGAUAAAUGUUCACCGAUGUAACAACAAGGUUACUGUUCGCGUGGAUUUCAAUCCAGACAGGAGAGACAUCGCGAGGAGAAAUGUAGUCGUAAUAAUUUUCAACGCUGGAGUGGAUCUCUCAGCCUUGUGCAUUGCGAUUACGUAUGUACAUCCACUUCUACACGUGAAUCCGCGGAUCAUGUGGUUGCCGUGUGUUAGCUGCAGUGUGGGUCUAUAUGCAUGCAGUGGGCCACGAUGAACGUUACACGUUGGUCGUACAUUUCCCGUCGCUACUUUAAAAUGUCAAGAAAAAUGUGAGGUCUUCAGACAGUCACGUAACUUGCGGCUGGAAAUCUCCAAAUGCAACGAACUGUUUGAUCCCGAGGACCAAGGAUGUCAAAACGACUGAGCUUCUAUGGUCUAGUAGGCCUGGCGUCCCUUUGCAUCUUCUUCUUAGCAUUUAAUCAACGCUACAGCAGCUACCUUGAGCAUCGACUGCAGCCGGUGAUAUCGGAUGUGGAAAUAAGGCCACGCAUCAUCAAAAUUCAAGAUCCAGUGACGGCAUAUUUUAGAGGGUCCAUUGAAAAUGUCACACUUACUGAAAUACAAGAAGUUGUUGAUCAGCAGAGAAAGGCAAUUGAAAGAGAAAUGGAAGAUUACAAAUAUCCCAAUGGAAGAUAUGGAGUUAAUGUCAGUAAACUGGAAGACUUAGUGUUAGAAAAAGGGGGAAGACCCAUGAGAAGUGUAAUUUUGACAAGUUGGCGAAGUGGUAGUACAUUUUUUGGAGAUGUGAUCAACGCGCAUCCGGCCAAUUUUUACCACUACGAACCUCUUCUUGAUUUUGGAAUUGUACAAAUCAGGGGGCCACCACUUGCUGAUGAAGCUCUUAGAAAUCUAGAGGCAUUAUUAAAAUGUGACUUUAGUAAUCUUGAUCGAUAUUUGGAUUAUGGUAAAACGCAUCCUUGGGUCUUCAAUCAUAAUACUCAUCUGUGGAAACAGUGUCAGAUUCACAAAAAAAUUUGUUGGGAUCCACGAUUCGUUUCGAAAUUUUGCAAAUUAUUUCCCUUUCAGUCAAUGAAGAUCGUUCGUUUAAGACUACGUGCCGCAGAAAAGCUCUUAGAACAAGAAGAUUUAGGAAUACGUUUAGUUCUAUUGAUUCGUGAUCCGAGAGGAAUUUUGCAAUCAAGAAAACAUCGAGAAUGGUGCCCCACCAAACCAGAUUGCUCUGAUCCUGCAUUGGUAUGCGCAGACAUGGUUUCGGACUUUAGUGCAGCAGUUCGACUAAUAAAAAAAUAUCCACGUACUUUUAGGGUGAUACGUUACGAAGACUUAUCUGUAGACCCCUACCGACAUGUAAGGGAAUUAUACAAUUUUUACGGUUUGGACUUUCACGUGAACGUGAAGAAAUUUUUAGAUACACAUACAAAAAACGAUGUUGGUGGUGUCUCGAGUACUUUCCGAAACUCAAAAGUAGCGCCCUUUCACUGGCGAACAGAUCUCGAUUUCGAGGAAGUCGACGAGAUACAAAGAGUGUGUGCAGCGGCAAUGCGACUAUGGGGAUAUGUUAUGGCGUCGAAUUCCAGCCACCAAAAAGACUUCGACCCGCUCACAGACUACCAAUUACAAUUAUGACAUGGGCGUAGUGCACGAUAAAUGUCUAGUAUCUGUACGCAACUAUUACUGUGUAGAAUGGUUAUAAUUCUUAGCUUAUCUGCACAGAUUAUCGAGAUUAUCACAAGUGCCCUCAUUCACAUUGAAAACGUGGUGCUGACAGCUUGUUCAGGCAAGCGCUUAUGAACUCUUACGAUUAAUUCUUUUUACCGAUCAGGUUUGGAUUGAUAAGAAAAACAAAAGAAAAAGAGAAAAAUAAUGAAAGAAGUAAAAAAUUAUUGGACCUCACAAGACCAAUGGUGAAACUCGUUCCUUAAAAAACUUAAGAGAUGCAUAAGUGCUCUUCGAGCUUGUUGCAUAAA
Molecule: messenger RNA, 2203 nt
Organism: Frieseomelitta varia
Lineage: Eukaryota; Metazoa; Arthropoda; Insecta; Hymenoptera; Apidae
Product: carbohydrate sulfotransferase 4-like
Exons: 8
Coding region: 624-1862 (412 amino acids)
Biological process (GO): sulfur compound metabolic process; N-acetylglucosamine metabolic process
Molecular function (GO): N-acetylglucosamine 6-O-sulfotransferase activity
Source: RefSeq, a predicted model, not a curated record